Crotalus tigris (Tiger rattlesnake) is the source of this 3043-nucleotide messenger RNA. It is a transcript of the gene POC1B, whose product is annotated as POC1 centriolar protein B. Bases 308 to 1453 code for a protein of 381 amino acids. Gene Ontology annotation, cellular component: ciliary basal body; centriole. Gene Ontology annotation, molecular function: protein binding. NCBI's taxonomy places the organism in Eukaryota, Metazoa, Chordata, Lepidosauria, Squamata, Viperidae. The transcript has 11 exons. The record is from RefSeq and is a predicted model, not a curated record. Gene Ontology annotation, biological process: cilium assembly.
UAAGCAACAGGCCCAGCUUCGACACCCACUGCGGAAGGGCCCUAUUGAGGAGAGUCGAGUACCAAUGGCGUGGAUGUCCGAGCUCGGCUUUGAAAGAGGCGACCCCUUUUCUCCCUGCCAGUGUGUGCCUUGUUUUCCUUCUCGAGGAGAAGCGGGGAAGGACUCGCUUCCUUUCCAAGGCAUUCUCGUCGGCAGCGCAGGAGGCAAAGUCGGGGCUCGACUGAUCCGGCCUAGAGCGCGGGCGAUUUGAUGGGCUCUGGAACCGGCUCAGGGAAGAAAGACCCCUCCUCCUUUGUCUGGAAUCCGGAUGGCGUCCGCUCUGGAAGAUCCUGUUUUGAUUCGUCAUUUUAAAGGUCACAAAGAUGCAGUCACUUGCGUUGCUUUCAGUCCAAAUACUAAAAUGCUUGCCACCUCUUCUCUGGAUAGGUUUCUCAUGAUGUGGAAUUUGAGGCCAAAUUCAAAAGCCUUCAGGUUUGUGGGUCAUUUAGAAGCUGUAACUAGUGUGCAGUUUUCACCAGAUGGAUACCUGUUGGCAUCUGCUUCUGAAGACCGAACUGCCAGACUAUGGAUUCCUUGCAUCCAUGGUGAAUCCACAUCAUUAAAGGGCCAUACUGCUCCUGUCCGCAGUGUGAACUUCUCAAAUGAUAGUCAGUUUCUAGUCACUGCAUCUAAUGACAAGUCAGUGAAAGUGUGGAGCAUUUGCAGCCAACAUCUUUUGUUUUCUUUAUCCCAGCAUACACACUGGGUGCGUUGUGCAAAAUAUUCACCAGAUGGAAGAUUAGUAGUGUCUUGCAGUGAAGAUAAAACUGUUAAAAUCUGGGAUAUAAGAAACAAGAUAUGUAUUAAUAAUAUAAUAGAUUAUGAUGGUUUUGCAAACUACGUAGAUUUUAAUCCUGAUGGUACAUGUAUAGUUUCUGCUGGUUCUGAUCACACAGUGAAGUUUUGGGAUAUUCGAAUAAACAGAUUACUGCAGCGUUAUAAAGUUCACAGGGCAAGUGUUAAUUACACAUCUUUCCAUCCUUCUGGUAACUUUCUCAUAACAGCAUCUAGUGAUGGAACACUUAAGAUAAUGGAUCUUGUAGAAGGAAGACUCUUAUACACACUUCACGGGCAUGAGGGCCCGGUGCUUUCUGUAGCUUUUUCAAAAGAUGGGGAGACAUUUGCUUCUGGUGGCACAGAUACACAGGUGCUGCUCUGGAAAACAAAUUUUGAUGCAUCUGAAUAUAAGCAAGUUCUGGAAAAGCAUAUGCAAAGAUUACAUAGUGAUGAUCCACCUCACCUUCUGGAUAUUUACCCUCGAUCCCCUCAUUGCCAUGAUGCAAAAUCACAGUCAGUUGAGAUAAAUCCCAACUUUGAUGUAACAAAUAUGCAAAUAUUAGACCCUCCUGUUGUAAAUAUCGCUUCAUCACCUACGUUUCCCCCAUCAUGGCAGGUCUUUCCCAAAUAUCAUUAAGAUGCAAGCCCUGACAAAGAAGCUGCCAAACAUUUUCUGGAUGAACAUCAAGUUCAUCCAUAACAGAAGGGAACUAUUUGCUUGAACAAAUAUUCAGUGUGAACAAAACCAGGUUAUACUGGGGGAAAAAAUGCCAGAGUGGACCUUCGUACGCAAAGAGGCAAAAGCAAUGCCUGGAUGUAAAGCAUUUGAGAAUACAGUAACCUUUCUAUUGGGCAAACAGUUACCAGAUUCAAGCUGAAACCAUUUUUGAUCUACAAAUCAGAUAACUCCUAUACACUACCUGUUUAUUACCAAUCUGGUUGGAAGACUUGAAUGAGACAAGCCCUCUUUGAAGAUUGAUUUAUGAAUUGUUUCAUACGCCAGGUUAUAACACCAGCAUGACAGGAUAUUAGCAUGAAAUAAAUGCAAGAUUUUUGAAAAAAAUGUUCUUGUAAAUAAAAUUGAAGAAUUUGGCCAAAACAAAAAUUUGGAUGAAAUAAACAAGAAAAUGCCAAUACGCAUGAAAUCUCUUGAUUUAGAGGUUAAUACUGAAAGAUGUGGAAAAAAAUGUUCUCAAUUUUAGCGUGAUAUCCUAGACUGAAUGAGAGCUUUCAAACAAAGAUUUAAUUGUAAGAAAAAUUGGUAUGGAUUCAAAUGUAGAAAGUUUUGGAAAGGUACUCCAGGAAAUACAUGAAAUCUUAAUGUGUCAAUUGUGAAAUAUAUAAAGACAAAAGAAAAAAACAGGCAAAUCAAAUUUAAUGAGUUUUCUAAGAAAGUUACUCCUUCCUCAACUCCAUUUCCCUCCCCAUCAUCCAGAGAAUCCAACAGAAAAGAUCUUGGCAAAGAUUUAACUAAUUUAAUGUUUACAGGAAAUGUAAAGUGUAAAUUCUGAUGUAUAUUCUCUCUUUUAAUUUUUAUAUUGGACUAUUAUGUCUUAUUUAGUAGUUAUAUAAUAAACCAUUUUUUCAUACAUUGAAUUUCUAUUUAGGCACAAAAAUAUGCAUACAGUAUUAAACCAAAGCUUAAAAAUGUUUUAAAGUUUUAAAUUGUCACAAUAACAUGCAAAGAUUUAAAAGAUAGUAAUAGAAUAACAGUUGGAAGGACCCUAUAAUAAAUGUAAUAGUUAAUGUAAUAAAUUAUUAAUGUUUUAUGGCAAAAAUAUGUUAGAAUUAGAUAUUUGAAGUAGAAUGUACAAAAUGUUGUUAAAAAUGUCCACUCCAUAAAAGAUAAAUGAAAUUUGAGUGUGGAAAACUGAAAUAAACCAUAAAUACACUUGGAGUCACACCUACACUACCAUGAUUUUCAUUUACUGACUGUUUUGCUUGACUGGAAUCCAGUUGCUAAAAAGAAAUGAGUCUAAUCACCCAAAUUCAUAUAAAUAACUGUCUGCCUAACUUUGGAGGAGUGAUUGUUCAGUAUUGGAGUUGGGUUUAAGAAAAAGUUGGUUAGGGGUUCUUUAUACAAUUCUGGGUUCUACACUGUGAAAUUUAUUAUAUUGGCACUUGUCUAGAAAAAUCAGUACACUGUUUUUUAGCUUAAAUAUUUCUAGUGUUGCAUAAUGUUCUAUUUGUAGUUAAGGAGUCUUUUGAAUAAAUAAUUUACAACUGU